CGGUUGUUUAUCUUUGUUGGAAACAAACCUGACCCUAGUAGGGACGAAUUGACCGGGCGUCAGUUUAGUGGCACGCCCAGAUAAACCAUUAUUAUAGCUUGGACCUCGUUCGAACUCGUUCGAAGUUUAGGCCCUUCCUUCCCUUCUCCCCGCCACAAUGAUUCUUUCUUUAUCCCCGAAAAGUCGUCAGCCUACCCUCCACCGCGACCAAGUUCCCAGCAAGAAUCCUCGCUCUGACAUUGUUCAGUGUAGCGUUGGGUGUUGUGACUUCGAAGCUGAGGAGUACGACCUAUCUGCUUGGUUCGAACAUAGGACGACCUGCAAAAAGGUCAGGUGCCUCUACGACUUGGGACAGUCACGUCCGUCUACACCGAGGCAAGAAUCUCCGAGUCCUCCAUCGUCCCCAAAGCCAUUCUCGUCUACCAUCCGCAAAGUGGCUUCCGGCGUCUUCAGGUCACGUAGGUCGACACUGAACAGCAGCUACGAAGACGAUGAUGACUCCCGCAUGGAUUUUUGGUGCAUGGGCGAGGACCUCUAG
Molecule: messenger RNA, 538 nt
Organism: Coniophora puteana RWD-64-598 SS2
Lineage: Eukaryota; Fungi; Basidiomycota; Agaricomycetes; Boletales; Coniophoraceae
Exons: 3
Coding region: 158-538 (126 amino acids)
Source: RefSeq, a predicted model, not a curated record